GGGUGUGAGGCGCGAGGGGGGAGGUGCCCUGAACGGGACGGCCCCCAGCCCUGGACGCAUGCGGUGCCCAGCUUGAUGCCGCCCUCCAGCUUCUCCGGACUGAAGAGAGGAUGGCUGCGGCCACGACUCCAAAGCAAGUCUGGCCCCCGUGGACCCCCCUCCUUUUCCUGCUCCUCCUGCCUGGACGGGGCAGUGGUGGAUGCCCUACUGUGUGCGACUGCACCUCCCAGCCCCGGGCAGUGCUCUGCGACCACCGGCGGCUGGAGGCUGUGCCUGGGGGGCUCCCGCUGGACACUGAGCUCCUGGACCUGAGCGGGAACCGCCUGUGGGGGCUGCAGCGGGGCAUGCUGUCCCGCCUGGGCCUGCUCCAGGAACUGGACCUCAGCUACAACCAGCUGUCCACCCUGGAACCGGGGGCCUUCCUCGGUCUGCAGAGCCUGCUCACGCUGAGGCUGCAGGGCAACCGGCUGCGGAUCCUGGGCCCGGGGGUCUUCUCGGGCCUACCUGCCCUCACCCUGCUGGACCUGCGUCUCAACCACAUCGUGCUCUUCCUCGACGGGGCUUUUGGGGAGCUGGGCAGCCUCCGGCAGCUGGAGGUGGGGGACAACCACCUGGUGUUUGUGGCUCCGGGGGCCUUCGCUGGGCUGGCCAAGCUGAGUGCGCUCACCUUGGAGCGCUGCAACCUCAGCACAGUGCCCGGCCUGGCCCUGGCCCGUCUGCCGGAACUGGGGGCCCUCAGGCUCCGAGAGCUGGACAUUGGGAGGCUGCCGACCGGGGCGCUCCAGGGCCUGGGGCGGCUCAGGGAGCUUGAGAUCCACCACUGGCCGGCUCUGGAAGCCCUGGAGCCGGGGAGCCUGGCUGGGCUCAACCUCAGCAGCCUGGCCAUCACCCGCUGCAACCUGAGCUCCGUGCCCUUCCAGGCGCUGCACCACCUGAGCUUCCUCCGGGUCCUGGACCUGUCCCAGAACCCCAUCUCAGCCAUCCCCGCACGCAGGCUCAGUCCCCUGGUGCGGCUCCAGGAGCUGCACCUGUCGGGGGCCUGCCUCACCUCCAUCGCUGCCCACGCUUUCCACGGCCUGGCCGCCUUCCACCUCCUGGACGUGGCAGACAACGCCCUUCAGACCCUGGAGGAAGCCGCCUUCCCCUCCCCAGACACACUGGUCACCCUGAGGCUGUCCGGCAACCCCCUGACCUGCGACUGCCGGCUCCUCUGGCUGCUGCGGCUGGGCCGCCGCCUGGACUUUGGCGCGUCACCCCCUGCCUGCGCCGGCCCCCAGCACGUCCAGGGGAAGAGCCUGAGGGAGUUCUCAGACAUCCUACCUCCAGGGCACUUCACCUGCCAACCAGCCCUGAUCCGAAGGUCGGGGCCACGAUGGGUCAUCGCAGAGGAGGGGGGUCGUGCUAUUUUCUCCUGCUCUGGGGAUGGAGACCCAGCCCCCACCGUCUCUUGGAUGAGGCCGCAGGGGCCUUGGCUGGGGAGGGCGGGGAGGGUGAGGGUCCUAGAGGACGGGACGCUGGAGAUCCGCUCGGUGCAGCUACGGGACAGGGGUGCCUAUGUCUGCGUGCUCAGCAACAUUGCCGGGAACGACUCCCUGAGGACCUGGCUGGAGGUGAUCCCCGCGGAGCACCCCAACGGCACUGACUUUGACCCCAACAUCACCAUGCCGGGGAUCCCGGGGCCUUUCCUCCUGGACAGCAGAGGCGUCGCCAUGGUGCUGGCGGUCGGCUUCCUGCCCUUCCUCACCUCCGUGACCCUCUGCUUUGGUCUCAUUGCCCUCUGGAGCAAGGGCAAAGGCCGGGUCAAGCAUCACGUGACCUUUGACUUCGUGGCCCCAAGGCCUUCUGGGGAUAAGAGCGCUGGGGGCAACCGCGUCACUGCCAAGCUCUUCUGACCUUUCCUUCCACAGCGGGGACCCAGCCACGCCAGCCAGAUACCAAAGGGGAAGGCACCGAAGGCUGCAUGGACCAGAGGCCGUCCCGAGCAGCACAGGUCUCCCACGCCUCCUGCCUGCGCCGUGCCCACAGUUCAUGAUGCCUCAUGCUUUUGCAGUGUGACGGUGGCACAGUCAUCUCUCCCCUGAGGGUCCCAGGGAGCUGGAGGUGUCGGCUGCAGCCAGCCCAGCCCUCCUCCCACCACACACAAAGCAGGAAACGUAACCAGGGCUCCAGUCUGCUAGUCUACCCACCAGGCUUCCUUUACACACCCCGAUACCCUCUAAUAACCAAUGCCAACUGCCAGGCACGGCUACGAGACUAUUUCAGACGGAAAGGCCACUCGCUUCUUAGAGACUCUGCUGCUCAACCAGGGGGUCUCCUUCUCUUUUCUGUGUCCCCUUCCCAGGCACAAGGACCACAGGCUAGGGAGAAGGGGGUGGGGGAGGACACCCCACACACUGGCACUGUGUCCCCAUAAGCCUCCCCACCCCCCGCCUGUGUGUGUCACACCAUUAAACCUGCCGCCCAAGGCCACGACGGCAGCAGCCCCAACUAAACAUGAUUCCUGGAGUUUUCUUUACUUCAGACUUUUUCCUCCCCCUCUUUCUGUCAACCCUUCCUGCCUGCCCCCUGAGCAUGUGUCCCAGUGGCCUCGCCUGAAUCUAACAGACAGGGGUUUAGGCCAAAGGCGAAGAGCCAGGCCUGGAGACAGCAGCAUUUCCAGCCCAUUUCAGUUGCACCCCUUUCUCCGUACGCUCCAUCUCUGGAGCUGGAGGAGCGAUCCCCCACCUUCUAAGGGGUCUCUCUGCAGAAAUUCCAACCCAGGACCCCAGUUCUCAUUCUUGAGGGACCUCCCUGUCAUUCCUGUGUCACAGAUCCCUACUGCCCUUGAGAGAAAGCACGAAGGGAGCUCCUAGUAAAACGACGGACAGAAGGAAGAACCUGCAGUUGUCAAAGGAGAGAGACCCAGAAGCAGCUGGACUCAGAGGCCCAGGGAGGAGGGGCGCUGGGAGCUGCUGUGGAAAGGGGGGGUGG
Rhinolophus ferrumequinum (greater horseshoe bat) is the source of this 2970-nucleotide messenger RNA. RefSeq names its product leucine rich repeat and Ig domain containing 4 (gene LINGO4). The coding region runs from base 111 to 1892 and encodes 593 amino acids. NCBI's taxonomy places the organism in Eukaryota, Metazoa, Chordata, Mammalia, Chiroptera, Rhinolophidae. The transcript is spliced from 2 exons. The record is from RefSeq and is a predicted model, not a curated record. Gene Ontology annotation, molecular function: protein binding.